AUGUUGGGUAGUCCGUCAAAUAACGGAGGCAUUAGAAUGCUGGCCCCGGCACCAAAUGACGACAGGCGGGUUGAGUUUGUGGCCCUCGCCGCUGUUCACACAGAAAGAAGCGAAACGUCAUCUCCAGAGCGGGGACACCCUUCUCAUCGCACCGGCUUACUGGGCACACCGCUGCCAGUGCCACCGGGACCGAGGACGACUCCUUCUGCCUCCAGCAAACGCUACAGAAAGUUACAAAACUGCCUGUACAACGUGCUCGAGAGACCAAGAGGAUGGGCAUUUAUCUAUCACGCCUUCAUUUUUCUCCUGGUGUUCAGCUGUCUGGUGCUUUCUGUUUUCUCCACCAUUCCAGAUCACCACACAGUCGCCAACGAGGGGCUCUUCCUUUUGGAGUUUGUGAUGAUUGUAGUUUUUGGAAUGGAGUAUUUUGUGAGGAUCUGGGCUGCUGGAUGUUGCUGCAGGUAUAGAGGAUGGCAGGGUCGAUUACGCUUCGCCAGGAAGCCCUUCUGUGUUAUAGACUUCAUUGUAUUUGUGGCGUCGCUGGCAGUGAUAGCAGCGGGCACACAGGGAAAUAUCUUUGCCACAUCUGCUCUUCGCAGCAUGCGUUUUCUGCAGAUCUUGCGUAUGGUGCGCAUGGAUCGCAGAGGAGGCACCUGGAAGUUACUGGGCUCUGUAGUUUAUGCUCACAGCAAGGAGCUUAUCACAGCCUGGUACAUCGGCUUCCUGGUGCUGAUUUUUGCCUCCUUCUUGGUCUAUUUGGCUGAGAAGGACAACAAUCAGGAUUUUACCACUUAUGCUGACUCCCUUUGGUGGGGAACAAUAACCCUCACUACAAUCGGCUAUGGUGAUAAGACUCCACACACCUGGCAAGGUCGGCUAUUAGCAGCUUGCUUUGCCCUGCUAGGAGUUUCCUUUUUUGCCCUGCCUGCUGGCAUUCUGGGUUCAGGUUUUGCUCUGAAAGUUCAGGAGCAGCACAGACAGAAACAUUUUGAGAAAAGGAGGACUCCUGCUGCCAACCUCAUACAGGCUGCAUGGCGUCUCUACUCUACAGAUGCACAGCACUCAUAUCUCACUGCUACCUGGUAUUUCUAUGACAGUAUGCUGCCGUCCUUCAGAGAACUGACAUUACUGUUCAGUCACCUUCAACGGCAGCGUAGCACCAAGAAGGUUCUUCACAACUCCUACCACCCCUUGCUGUCGGGGCUCCGGCCAUAUAGCUCCCCUACCUAUCAUUCCUCUAAUUCUCUCGCCAGUGGUAAAAUGGGAUUCCGUGACCGCAUUAGGAUGAACAAUUCCCGUUCUUCUCAGGCUAUCCGGAGCAAGGCUUCUCUUCUGCCCCUAGGGAAUGUGCGUGGCUCACCCAGCACAGAGAAUGUUUCAGAAGCCACCAGCCCUGGAAAGGUCCAGAAAAGCUGGAGCUUCAACGAUCGUACUCGAUUUCGUACCUCUCUCCGUCUAAAACCACGACCUGCUCCAGAUGCUGAUGGAGUGGGAGAAGAGAGCACAGAGGACAAAUCUUACUGUGAUGUUGCCAUGGAAGAUGUGAUACCAGCAGUAAAGACACUAAUUCGAGCCGUUAGGAUUCUUAAAUUCCUGGUGGCCAAGCGAAAGUUUAAAGAAACCCUGCGACCAUAUGAUGUAAAGGAUGUGAUUGAGCAGUAUUCAGCUGGACACCUUGAUAUGCUUGGCAGAAUCAAAAGCCUGCAGAUGAGGGUGGAUCAGAUUGUAGGCCGUGGUGCCAUUCCAUCAGAUAAAAAGGUGAGGUCUGAAAAAGGAGAGAAAAUAGCUCCCGAACUGGAACACAUGGAUGAAUUAAGCAUGAUGGGGCGUGUAAUUAAGGUAGAGAAGCAGGUGCAGUCCAUCGAAAACAAGCUGGACCUGCUGCUGAACUUCUAUUCCCAGUGCCUUAACAAGGGCUCGUCCCAUUUCACCAUGUCCUCCCUGCUGGAACCUGACUUAACGGACUACCACAGUCCCACUGAUCAGCAUGAUCCCUUCCCCUCCGCAAACACCCUUAAUAUCUCACACUCAGACAGUGGCAACAUGGAAUGACCCACAUGGGACGACUGAAAAAUGUAGGUCAUCCAUCAGCCCCAGGCUGACUGUAGCAUCAGGGCACUCAUCCAAAGGCUAAAUACCUCCCUACACUACCAGCACAAAAAAAACCUGUAUCCUUGCAUCGGUCCUUUCUUUGCACAGUGGAUGGUGGCAUCUUGCUUCCUUUGCUAGACUAUGCCUUGGAAACACCCUGGUGUUACACAGUGUCUCAUUUUUUUAUUUAUUUUUUUGCCCUUAGUAAUGGUAAAACCAAUCCUCAUUUUUUCCCAGUAAACUACCAAUCUCCUUGUGCCUGUUUGCAUUUCUUUUAUCAGGAACAUUUCACCUGAAAAGUACUCUCACUUGAAGAUGAGUUUUACUUGGUUUUCUGCGUUGAACAUUUGGACUCAAUCCAGUAGAUGACAGAGUUUUAGCAUUAGAGUUUUGCUAAACUGCUGAGCACCAACUCUUUUUCAGUCUUCCAAAAUACAUGGAGACAAAUCACUGUCAUUGACUGCUCCAAAACUGUCACCUCUUUUUGAUUGUAGAUGUCAAUUGUUGAACAUAAAUUCAUUUUUUCAUUCGUGUUAUUUCUUUCUGGAACUCUUGGUGCCAAUAUUGUUUCUUGGCUUUGUUUUGUCAUAGCUUUUGAUAAUCAAUAUUGGCUCUCAGAGCAAUUAUUUUCUAAGAAUCAGGGCAUUGUGAAUCUGAACUGAAUAAGAUUUUGGAAUCUCCUUUUUGGCCUUGGCCUUACACUUUGACCUGAUGCAAUAAACUCCUUGUGACACAAGAAGUCGCUGAUCUUCAAAUGAAUGUACUGCAUUCAUUACUCUACCUUGUCUGUUUGUCAUUACCAUUGCCCUUCAAGAGAAUGGCCUCCGAGACAGGAGGACAGUAUGAUGGAUUGUGACCAAGGGAUAUUGGAUGGCAUCUCCAGCAAUGCGUCAUCGCUUGUCAUUUUAUUCUUGCAUGGAUUGGCAGUUCUCACUUCUUGGCAUUUCAGACAAGAAGAAACAUGCCAUAUUGGGUUUAUUCUUCCCACAUUGUGGCAAACUCUUGGUAUCUUGUUGGGUCAUGCUCUUCUGCCACAGCAUAAUGAAAGCCACAAUCUUACAAAAAACAAAUUUAAAAUUACACAAAAAUAUUCUUUAAUGACAUAACCAGCAUUAAAAUAUAUGACAGAAUGAGGCAGUGCUUUGAUUAUUUCAUGUUUUUUUAAACCUGAAAAUGAUUAUUUUGUUUUUUUUUUAAAUUAGUGGGAUUAGUUAUAGAGGUUGUUCAUAUGCCCCACUCCCCUCUCUGCCUUGCAGCCCAUUUCCUCAUUCUGUACGUGCAACUAUGAUCAAAUCAACAAGUCAAUAUUCAGAAGUCUAUUUUUCUCUCCUCCCUAUAUGUGACUCUCGAUAAAUUCAGAUUAGAUUGAGAUUAAAGACUGAGGUCUUACAACCAGACUGCUAUGACCUCACAAUUGAUGCCUCACUUUUGCUCCUUUUAUCAUCCCUGAGAGGUCAAUUGGUCAACGGUCUAAUAAGAUGAAAUACUUAUCAUGCAUUCUUUUUCCUCUUGUGAUCAUACAAAAACACUCACACGUGCCCUUAAAAAAAAGUUCACACAAAAAGGAAAAUCCUGUCAUAAUUCACUCACCCUUACAUUGUUUUAAACCUGUAUUCUUUCAUUUUGAAUGUUGACUGAGGCUUACAUUCUGCCUUACAACUCUUUUUGUGUUCCAUGGACAAAAGAAGUUUAGAACAACAUGGGUUGAGUAAAUGAUGACAGAAUUUAAACUUAGCCAUGAACAGACUCAAAACUAUUUAGGAGGACUGAGAAAACUAUGAGAACUGAGAUAUAUCUGAGUCAUUCAGAAAGACAUUAGUCUGAGUCAUUAUUAUCUAUACAUGCAGUUAUGGGAAAGGUUCCAGCUUUAUACAAAAUGCUUCAGCCAGCUCAGGUACCAGACAGCAUGGAUGGGGUGUAGGGAAUACAGCACUCCUCUGCCUUACUGAUAUACACUAACUAGAGCACACAGACCAUGCGUUUAUGGUACAACGUUGAACCUAAGAGAAUGUUUAGGCCACUUAUCAUGGCAUUAAUUCAUCAUUCUGUUGGACAGAACUGGAGUACAGAGUUCAAAUAGAGUUUUCUACAUAAUCUCCUUUGCAUCUUCACAGAUUUAAAUAUGUAUAUGCUUUUGGAAAAUCUCAUCUACUGUAACAAUUUUUCAAUAUCUCUUGCAAUGUUAUCUUAGGUUUACCUUGUCUUGCUUUGUUACGAUUAUUUAUUUUCUUUAGUGUUUUUAUUUCCUCUACACAUUCUCUAACUUCUAGCUCUUUAAACAGAACACUGAAC
Xyrauchen texanus (razorback sucker) is the source of this 4383-nucleotide messenger RNA. Its product is annotated as potassium voltage-gated channel subfamily KQT member 4-like. Gene Ontology annotation, molecular function: voltage-gated potassium channel activity. NCBI's taxonomy places the organism in Eukaryota, Metazoa, Chordata, Actinopteri, Cypriniformes, Catostomidae. Gene Ontology annotation, biological process: potassium ion transport; transmembrane transport. Gene Ontology annotation, cellular component: membrane. The record is from RefSeq and is a predicted model, not a curated record.